AGAAGAAAGAAAAAAGGAAGCCUUUUUAUCAGAAGAAUCCGUAAACCAUUAUUUUCUUACCCAUUCUCGUCGUCUCCAACAUCUCAUCAGGAUGUUAUCGUCAUUAGGGAUGAUAUGCAGUUGCUCUUACAAACCCUCUACUCCAACAAGUUUCCAUGGUGACUCACUCCCUUCCAACCCCCACACCUUUAAUUUCAACCUACCCAAGCUCUCUGCUCACCCUAAACUUAUCCAUGGUUCCACAACAUUUCGGAACCGUGCUCCUGCUAUAGCGGCGGUAUCGGAAACAAUUGCAACAGAAACACCCCUAGAAUCUGAGAAGCUGGGAGUGGUUGUGAAGCCGAUGGAGAAACCAAGGUUAGUGUUGAAGUUCAUCUGGAUGGAGAAAAACAUCGGUUUAGCACUAGACCAAGUGAUUCCAGGAUACGGGAGUAUUCCAGUAAGUCCUUACUAUUUUUGGCCAAGGAAAGAUGCUUGGGAAGAGCUUAAAGUGAUGCUCGAGAGUAAGCCAUGGAUUUCUCAAAAGCAGGUGAUUAUUCUUCUUAAUCAAGCUACUGAUAUCAUUAACUUGUGGCAGCAGAGUGGUGGUGAUAUACAGUAAGUUCUGAAUUCUUUAGAUAUGUUGUAGAUUGUGGCGACUUGUUGCAGGCUGAUAGAGAUGAUUGCCAUUUAAGUUGUGUGUGUUUUUCUUGGUUUAUUGGCAUCUACUCCUGUUUCUUAAUUCAGUACACUGCUUUUUCUUUCUGUUACCUACCCAUUUUUUUUUUGAUGAAAUACAAUACCUAGAGAAAUGUUUUACCUA
Molecule: messenger RNA, 802 nt
Organism: Lactuca sativa (garden lettuce)
Lineage: Eukaryota; Viridiplantae; Streptophyta; Magnoliopsida; Asterales; Asteraceae
Product: small ribosomal subunit protein cS23
Biological process (GO): translation
Cellular component (GO): ribosome
Molecular function (GO): structural constituent of ribosome
Source: RefSeq, a predicted model, not a curated record